AUGUCUGCACCUACUAAUAACAACAAUAGAAUGAUUCCUGAAGUGUUGCCUUCUUCACAAGUUAAUCUAACCAGAAGAGGCAAUAGCAAUCCCAGUAUUGCUUCUAUUGUCGCUAGAAUGGACGAUAUGAAUCGUCAAAUUGAAGAGUUGAAGACUGCUUUGGCUGCUUCACAAGCUGAGGCAUCUUCUCCUUACAAGAAACAUUUCGAAAGAAAUGCUCGUAUUUCUGGCAAAAUUCGUAGUUACUAUGGAAAUUACGUGGCUACCAAAGGCUUUAGCUGGGACUUUAAGACUUCUUUGAUGAAAGGAGUUAAUAAUAUCAUUUAUAAUGAUAUUUUACAAGAGAUAAUUGACUCGGAAAAAGAAAUAACGGGUAAUCAGAAUUUGGAAGUAGACAAGCAAAUGGUUACCCACCAUAUUAGAAAACAUUUUGAAUAUUUAAAAAGAAAAUAUAUUGAAACUAAUACUCUAAGUGAAGAUGAAAUGACUAUAAAAAAGCAUAAGAAAAAAUUAGAACAAAGAAAGAUUUUGAAGCUUGAACGUAGACGAAAAGUUCAAGGAGAAGUAAAAAGAAGAAUUGCACGCCACUAUAUGGUGUCAGAGAAGGAGUGGGAUACUCUUUUAAGUAAAGAGUACAUGUCUGAUGAAGAAGAUGGCUUGACGAUUGGUAGUGUAGUCGUAUCAAGAAGAAGAAAGAUCCCUUCUUGGAGAACAGACAAGAUGACUCAAUUUUAUAAUGAGCUCGAUAGACAGUGUCAACCCAAGAAGGGAAAGAUUACACCCAGAAUUGAUGAAAUCGUCGAUGUCCCUGUUGAUAUCAGUUUGCUUACACCACUUCCUAGCUGGUGUUAUAAAAUUAACGCAUUGCAAUAUGAACAAUAA
Cokeromyces recurvatus is the source of this 882-nucleotide messenger RNA. RefSeq lists its product as uncharacterized. The coding region runs from base 1 to 882 and encodes 293 amino acids. The record is from RefSeq and is a predicted model, not a curated record. NCBI's taxonomy places the organism in Eukaryota, Fungi, Mucoromycota, Mucoromycetes, Mucorales, Mucoraceae. The transcript has 4 exons.